AGCACCUAGGUCUUUUUGUAGUAUACAACAGAGAAAUGUCAUAUUGCCGUAUAUGACUUUUAAUUUUGAUAAAAUAGUGUAUAUCCAUUUGUAUUUCUUAUCAACAUUAUCCGGAGUAGUACAGAGUGACAACUGUUUCUUACUUACAACAAUAAUAUUUCGUUCGUCUCAUAAAUUUCAAUGAUCAACUAUUAUAUUGAGCAUGGUAGAAGAUAAAAAAUAUGAAAUUGGGAGCCGUAUUGAGUGUGAUGAACAUCGAGGUACAUUAAAAUAUGUCGGCCCUGUUAGUGACACAAAGGGUCAGUGGUUUGGUAUAGAUUGGGAUGACCCAGCUCGUGGGAAACAUAAUGGCACGUAUGAAGGAAUAGAAUAUUUUAAAGCUAGGUAUCCUACUUCGGGUUCAUUUAUACGUCCAGGUAAAGCAAAAUUUGGAAUCUCUUGUCCACAAGCUAUUAAGACUCGUUAUGGUCUUAUUAAUGAUGAAUUGGCGGGCAUAGAUAGAGAUACACUGAUAAGCUUGCAAAAGGGAAUGAAUGCUCCUUUUUUGGAAGUUGUUGGUUUUUCUAAAGUAAAUAGGAAACAAAGCAAAUUUGACCAAUUAAAAAUAGUUUGGUUGAGAGAACAAUAUGUCAGUAAUGCUGGCAACAUUGGCGAAUUGGAAGAAUUGUGUCCAAAUUUGGAAGAAUUAGAUAUAUCUAGAAAUUUAAUAAAUAGCUGGCAAAUUAUAGCAAAUAUCUGUUAUCAGCUUCAUUCUCUUGUUCGUCUUAAUGUCAGUGAAAAUUAUUUACCAAUUGAAGAAAAUAUGGAAGAACUAAGUAAUUCGUUUUUAAUGGUUCAACAUUUAAUCAUGACAAGAAUGAAUUAUAAUUGGCUUGAUAUUCAGCAAUGUAUGCAUAUGUUUCCAUCUCUUCAAGGACUUUCAAUUUCUUUCAAUAUUAUCAGUACCUUGCAAAAGCCAUUAGAGGGUGACAACUUGAUGAAAAUACAUACAUUAAUGCUUGAAGGAAAUUUGAUAUCCAGUUGGGAUGAAAUUCUUAAAUUGGGUUCACUUUCAUGCUUAGAAUACCUAAAUUUAAAUUUAAAUAAGAUAGACAAAAUAAGAUUUCCAUCUGUUGAACCAACAGCAAAAACUCCAGCCUUUCCUGCUUUACGACAGUUGCAUCUAUCGCAAAAUAACAUAUCAGAGUGGCAAUCUGUGUCCGAAUUAGAAAAACUUAAUAAUUUAGAAGAUCUGAAAUUUAAAGAAAAUCCAAUUUUGAGAGAUGAAAGUCUAGAAACUGCACGCCAAUUAAUAAUAGCAAGAAUUUCAAAACUACGAACUUUAAAUGGCACCGAUAUUGAGCAACAUGAAAGAAGGGGUGCGGAAUAUGAUUAUUUGAAACUGUAUUUACAAAAAUGGACUGAAACUGAAAAGGAUUCUGAAAAAAGAAAGGAAUUUAUCAUCGAACAUCCUCGAUACCCGGCAUUGGUCGAACAAUACGGAAUUUCUGAUAUCCCGUCAUCCAAACCGAAAGUGGAAAUGGUUUCUAAUGUCAUAACAGUAGAGUUUAUGUGUCCAGAUAAUCCCGACCAACCUAGGGACAUUAAAAGGAAGCUUCUAAAAGACAUGGAAGUUCAAAAAGUUAUUGGACUUACACAACGGCUUUUCAGAACAGGAGGAAAGAUACCGUCACUAUCAUUUAUACAACACAAUCUUUCAAAGGAUGAAAUUCCAUUAGAUAAACCGCUUCAAGAACUGAGAUAUUAUUCGAUACAAGAUGGAGAUCAAGUUCUUGUGAGGUGGUGAUAUGAAAUGAAUUGUUCAUAGACAUAAUUGUAUUUUGUACACUGUUAAAAUUUCACCUCCGUACUUUGUUAUUAAACUUUUUUAAUUGCACAAGUAUAUUUCUU
Messenger RNA from Colletes gigas, 1890 nucleotides. It is a transcript of the gene Tbce, whose product is annotated as tubulin-specific chaperone E. The transcript has 8 exons. The record is from RefSeq and is a predicted model, not a curated record. Gene Ontology annotation, molecular function: protein binding. NCBI's taxonomy places the organism in Eukaryota, Metazoa, Arthropoda, Insecta, Hymenoptera, Colletidae. Bases 203 to 1786 code for a protein of 527 amino acids.